GUGUGGAGAGAGCAACCAGCAGCUUCCAACCCGAGCAACCAAGGAACCCGAAGGAAGCAGCGCAGCAGAGCAGGUCGACCAAGCAUGUCGGUGCACUUCAAGUUCAAAUCCGAGAAGGAGUUUGGGACAGUCAACUUCCCUGGCACGACCAUCCGGGUGAUUGACCUGAAGAAGGGGAUCAUCGAACAGAAAAAGCUCAACAAGGGACAAGACAUGGAGCUGGUGAUCACGGACUUUCAAAACAAUACUGGUACAUACAUUGCAUGAUGAGGCUGUGAUCUGACGUGUCCCGCAGUAUACGAAGACGACAACCAGCAAUUGCCCAAGAACACAAGCGUCAUCGUGAAGCGCAUGCCAGCCAAGAACAACGUGGGCAUCCUCGCUCGAAUCAACGCAGAACAAAAAGCCUCGUGUGUACUUCUGCAUCCUCCUGAGCCUGCUACUGCAUGUUGCCUCGUUGUUGACCUCAAUAAUACGUUUUUCUUUGAUUCCGUGCGUUCCCAGUACUUAUGCAACGGCAUUCUAGAGCGCCACUUCAUCAUUAUCUUGUUCCAGCGGCUGAACCAACACCUGCGUUGCCGAGCACCGACGUCGAUAGCCAAGCAGCAGCCGGCGGGGCGGAAACCGUGGAAGAUGAGCUGGAAGCGUUGCAAGCGAUCCAGCAAGAAGCCGAAGACGCACGCAAUGUCCGCGGGGGCGGCAACAAGACGUGGACGGCGGGCGGCGGGGGCUUCAAGGGGGGCGCACCAGGGGGGGUGUACGCAGGGAGUCGAGGGGGUGGCUUUGGCGGGCGCGGUCCUCCAACUGGCGGACGCGGAGCUGGUGGAGCCGCCAUGCAACCUCCGCCCGGGGGGGACCACUCGGUUGAGACCCCCCCGCAAGGCUACGUGUGCUACCGAUGCGGCGUUCCCGGGCACUUCAUCCAGAACUGCCCCACCAACGGCAAUGCCAACCACGACAAGCACAUGGUCAAGCCGCGCACGGGCAUCCCGUCGAGUCUGAUCAAGUCCGUGGAAGGACCGAACCAGGCGCCAGGGUUCACGGUGGUCAACACGGGCCCGAACGGCGGCCUCGCCAUCGUCGUGCCGCAAGUCAAGGCGUUCGAGAAGCUGGUCAAGUCGUCUGGCGGCGGGUCCGGCCUCGAUCAGUACCGCCUCGUGCCCCCAGACCACCUGGCGUGUCCGAUAUGUAAACGGUUGAUGCAAGACGCAGUGUUGAUUCCGUGCUGCCACGAGAGCGCGUGCGACGGGUGCAUUCGCGAUGCGUUGAUCAGCCACAACUUGACCUGUCCGCUGUGUCGCAAAUCCAUGUCUCCCGAGAACUUGAUUCCAAACAAGGGCACGCGGGCGUCGGUGGAAGAGUUUUUGAAGCGGUCGCAAGGCGAGGCCCAAGAGCGAGAGCGGCUGGUCAAGGAAGCGGAAGCCAAGGCAUUGCAGAAGCAACUGGCGGCCGACGACACGGAGACCGCCCAGCGCCGCGUCGAGAUCGCCGACGCCGUCCUCGACAUCUCGAAAAAGUCCAAGGCCGACGACGACGACGACGACUUGGGAGGGGAUCUGUUUGCCGACGAGCCAGAGAACGACGCGGCUCCGGUAAAGGACGAGACCAUCCCUCCGCAGCAAAAGCCGGCCCAGUCGAGUACAGAACCGUCGAACGAGACUGCGAUGCUGUCGCCCUCCAACGAACCAACAACGUCGUCGUCGUCGGGCAAGGGGGUUGAGGUCAAAGCUGAAGACAAGCAGCCCGACGGACGAGACAAGAAGCCCCGUCGGUCGUCGUCGGCCGGACGCCACCAUCGACAUGGACCGCCCCCUGGCUGGCGGCCGCAUGGGGGCCCGCCUCCCGAUUGGUUUGACGGACCGCCGCGGGGCCCGUGGUUCGACGGACCUCCGCCGCCAUGGGCCGCCGGGGGGCACUUUGGCCAUCCCCCGCCGCACAUGUACUACGAGGGGGGGUACUUUGGAGGGGGCAACCCGCCGCCGUGGAUGCGGCCACAUCCCGGAUACCGCGGAGGUCCGCGCGGCCGAUCGGCGGAACGUAAAGGGGACAAAGCAGGUGACGACAAGGCGCCUCGGCGAGGCAGUCGGAGUCGCGAGCGCCGACGCAGCAGUCGCGACCGCAAGUCAUCGAGGUAUCCCAGUCGAAGUCGCAGUCGGCGUCGGGACCGAUCCACCGAGCGCGAGUCCUCGCGCAAGUCAACUCCCCGUGACAAGAAAUCCGACGAUAAGCAACCAGCAUCCGAGGCGUCGCGGGACGACAAUGUCGAUGGACGUAGUAGUCGCAACGACUCGGAAAAGAAAAGCAAAAAGGGCGAGAGUAGCCGACGGGGCAGCGAAAAACGAGCCGACGACGGGGAUCGAAGCGGCAGCGCGGCAGACAAGAAACCGAAGGAGAAGUCAGGUGGCAACGAGAAGGCUGCGAAGGACGUGUCCAAACCGGUGGAGGCGCCAGCGAUUGACUUGGACUUCCUCGAAGACGAUUUGACGACAGAGGACAAACCGAUGAACGCAUCCAAGAAAGAGGACACGACCAGUGACGUGGCGCGUCGGAAGGCAAGUGACGACCGCAGAGGAGCUCGGGACGACAAGCAGCGCAGCGACCGGCAUGACAGACACACGUCGGAUAGAAAGGGGGACACGUACCGACGACGAGACUCGGACCGCAAGUCGGAUCGAACGGACGACCGAAAGACUGAACGAACGGACGACCGAAAGGCAACCGACGACCGAAAGACUGAGCGAACAGACGACCGAAAAGGGGGGGGGAAGGGAGACGACCGCCGUCGGGGGGACAAGAAGGCCGACAAAGAGGACGAGAAGAAACGAAGCAGCGAACGGCCGUCCUCCCGCGACGACAAACGAGGUGACGGAAAGCGCCGCCGCAGUCGGUCGCGCGGCCGAGCCAGCGAGCGGAAGGAGGUCAAGAAAGCCGAAGUAGUGCCCGAAGAGCCGCCAAAGAAGAAGCGAUCGGUGUUUGAACGCCUUGGACCGGCAGUCAAAAAGUAGAUUGACAUUUACGCUAAUGCAACGUGGUUGGUCGAAUAUGA
Messenger RNA from Aphanomyces astaci, 3046 nucleotides. RefSeq lists its product as hypothetical. The coding region runs from base 510 to 3005 and encodes 831 amino acids. The transcript has 4 exons. Gene Ontology annotation, molecular function: ubiquitin protein ligase activity; nucleic acid binding; zinc ion binding. Gene Ontology annotation, cellular component: nucleus. Gene Ontology annotation, biological process: mRNA processing; ubiquitin-dependent protein catabolic process; protein ubiquitination. Lineage: Eukaryota; Oomycota; Saprolegniomycetes; Saprolegniales; Verrucalvaceae. The record is from RefSeq and is a predicted model, not a curated record.